Molecule: messenger RNA, 1422 nt
Organism: Hansenula ciferrii
Lineage: Eukaryota; Fungi; Ascomycota; Saccharomycetes; Phaffomycetales; Wickerhamomycetaceae
Product: putative monooxygenase
Exons: 1
Coding region: 1-1422 (473 amino acids)
Molecular function (GO): monooxygenase activity; oxidoreductase activity, acting on paired donors, with incorporation or reduction of molecular oxygen
Source: RefSeq, a predicted model, not a curated record
AUGACAGCGGCUACAUCAAAAUCACUAAUUAUCAACAUCAUAACAAAUGGUUCACCACAAAUCUGGAGAGAUCCUAAUGAUCGUUCAAGAGAAUUAACUAAUAACAUUGAUGCUUGGAUUGAACUAGCUAAAAUAGCAGAAAGAGGUAAGAUACAUUCUUUAUUCCUUGCAGAUCAUCUAUCAUGGUUUGAUACUUAUAAAGGUGAUUAUAAAACUUCUGCUAAAACUGGUGUAUUCGCUCCACGUAUUGAUCCUGCUGCUGUUGUUACCGCAUUGGCAAGUGUUACUGAACAUUUAGGAUUUGGAAUUACUUUCAGUACUGUUAGUGAACAUCCUUAUCAUUUUGCAAGAAGAUUAGCUUCUUUGGAUUUGUUAACAAAUGGUAGAGUUGGUUGGAAUAUUGUAUCAAGUUAUUUAAAUAGUUUAGGUCCAAAUUUAUUAAAUGGUGAACCUUUCCCUGAACAUGAUGAAAGAUAUAUCAAGACCGAGGAAUAUUUGGAUGUGGUUUAUAAAUUAUUAUUAUCAUCUUGGAGAGAUGAUGCUGUUAAAUAUGAUAAAGAAUCUGGUAUUUUUGCUGACCCUAAACUUUUAAGAAAGAUUAAUCAUAAGGGGAAAUAUUUUAGUGUUGAAGGACCUGGUAUUACAGAACCAACACCACAAAGAUUCCCAUUUAUAAUCCAAGCAGGAACUUCUAGGAAAGGUAAAGAAUUAGCUGCUAAAAAUGCUGAAUUGGUCUUUGUUGAUGGUAGAAAUAUUGAAGUAUUAGCUAAAGAUAUUAAAGAAAUUCGUGAUUUAACUGAAACUUAUGGAAGAAAUAGAAAUUCAAUCAAAUUUGUUGUUAGUUCAACUCCAAUAAUUGGUGAAACUCAUGAAGAAGCUAUAACAAAAGCAAAUAAAAUUAAAAAUUAUAGUAUUCCAGAAAGUACUGAAGUUGCAUUUAGUGGAAUUUCUGGUAUUGAUUUAAAUAAAUAUGAAUUAGAUGAAGAAAUUCAAUUUGGUGAAAAUGGUAAAUCAAAUAAUUUACAAACAAUAACUGAUAAUAUUUUCAAAAGGAAAAAAACAAAUAAUCCAACAAGACGUGAAGUUAUUAAUAAUUAUUCAUCAAGAAUUGGUAGUUUAAUAGGAACACCUUCAGAAAUUUCUGAUGAGAUUGAAAAAUGGGUCUCAGAAUAUGAUAUUGAUGGGUUUAAUUUUGGAUUUGCUGAAUUCCCAGCAGGUGUUGAAGAUAUAACUAAUCUUUUAAUACCAGAAUUACAAAAUAGAGGUCUGUUUCAUAAUGAAUAUACUUCUAAAACUUUAAGAGAAAAUGUUAAAGGUAUUAAAGGUCAAAUUUUUGUUGAUGAAGAUCAUCCAGCAUAUAAAUUAAGAUGGACAUCUGAUCUAACAAAAGAAGAGUUUGAAAAUAAAUUGGGUCUAGCUUAA